Mya arenaria is the source of this 615-nucleotide messenger RNA. RefSeq lists its product as uncharacterized. The coding region runs from base 1 to 615 and encodes 204 amino acids. The transcript has 3 exons. Lineage: Eukaryota; Metazoa; Mollusca; Bivalvia; Myida; Myidae. The record is from RefSeq and is a predicted model, not a curated record.
AUGAUGCAGGAUGGUUCCAUUGGAUUUUCAGACCCACAGCCCUUUCCCAAUGACACCGUCGACAUGUCCUUUUUCUUGGUGGGGGAUGACGCUUUCAGCCUCAGUGAGCACAUGCAGAAACCCUAUGGACAGAGAGCCCUGACCGGAGAGAAAAGAAUUCUCAACUACCGGUUAUCCAGGGCUAGGAGGGUAUCAGAAAACGCCUUUGGCAUUUUGGCCAAUCGAUUCCAGAUACUCCUGUCAAAGAUGAACCACAGUCCAUCCACAGUGAGACUAAUUGUCAAUACAUGCUGCAUUCUACACAAUUUGAUGAGGAUGAGGUACCCCAGUAUGCAGAAUGCACUGGUUGACCAUGAGGACAGAAGUGGCGACCUGGUCCCUGGGGAAUGGAGGAGAGAUCGCAAAUUGGAGGAUACCAGGACUGUCAAUAUCAGGGGCCACAACACAGCAAGCAAAAAAGGGAAGAUUGUGAGAAAUACUCUGAAACACUGGGUCAACUCUCCAGCUGGAAGUGUGCCAUGGCAAGACAGGAUGGAUGACCAGGCUGCUAAUCAGACUGCACCUCUGGUUCCUCGAGUUUCUCUUGCUCUACAGAAGCAGCCUUUCUCGCUUUAG